CUAAGUCUUAUUUAGAGACACAGUUAUACUCUCUGAGGCCUGAGCGUUGUCUGUCUUACAGCCUUGAACAUACGCUGUUCAAUGAUGGGAUUAUUGGCCGCUUUAGUGAUUGCUACCGUUACUCUGGUAUUAGCUGAAUUGCCAGAGAACGCCAACGAUUACUUCUUACUCCAGCUGCAUCGGGAUCUUGUUACCAUGAGAAUGCAAUUUUCUCAAAUGGAACAGAAGUUCAACAAAAGCCAAGCCACGGUUAAGUCUCUAGAAGCUGAAGUAAGGCGUUUGAAAAUGACGAAGACGAGACAUCAGAAAGUGUCCCAAGGUACCUGUUCAUUCUGCAAAACUCAGCUGGAAAAUUUAGAAGCUGGACUUCUUAUGGAGAAGUGGAGGUUUUCACGAGUGGACAAGGCUGUGGAGAAGAUAAAAAAUCGCUUGGGAACAGUAACACAACUGGCCAAGGAUGUGGAUUUCAUCCAAAAUCGUCUCCAGACGAUGACUCAACUGGACCAGACUGUAGAAUCGAUCCAAGAUCGUGUUCAGGAACUCACUCAGUGGACCGAGACUGUCGAAUCCACCCAAGAUGAAGUUCAAAUUUACAAAACACGUCUAGAGGAGAUAAAACGCGCACAACAGACACGCUGGUAUGUUCGUGGAGGUCGUGUGAACAAAGAUGACGCUGUAUCCCGCGCUGACUGCUCACCGGGAUCCGUUGUGGAAUGUAAAUGUAGCAACGAAUCAAAAGCGUGUGACGGUGUUGAAGUUCAAGGACGGAAAUGCCUUGCUGCAAAAAGUGGUGAUGGAUAUUACCGUUCUGGAAUAUGGGCCAGGGCGACAUGUGAGGAAAGUGGACGCUAUCAAGUUAUCAGGUCACCGGUUAAUGGCUUUAACGGAAACCCCCUGGCUAAGUGCCCUCCAGGUACCCAGGUGACCAGGUGCUGGCUUCGUAACUGGUGGAUGCAUGAGAAAUACAUAGGCACAAUUAAAGAUAGUGCUAAUAAUACCUGCAAACCAGAGCCCGGCUGUGAAAAACGGAAAACUUGCAUUAUUCAUGCAUUGUGUAAGACGAAAUAAAGGCAUGUAGGUCUAACUG
This is a messenger RNA of Liolophura sinensis, 1087 nucleotides long. RefSeq lists its product as uncharacterized. The record is from RefSeq and is a predicted model, not a curated record. The coding region runs from base 82 to 1068 and encodes 328 amino acids. The transcript is spliced from 4 exons. NCBI's taxonomy places the organism in Eukaryota, Metazoa, Mollusca, Polyplacophora, Chitonida, Chitonidae.